Pseudonaja textilis is the source of this 2609-nucleotide messenger RNA. NCBI's taxonomy places the organism in Eukaryota, Metazoa, Chordata, Lepidosauria, Squamata, Elapidae. The record is from RefSeq and is a predicted model, not a curated record.
AUGUCCGACGAGGCGCUCCUGAGCAUGGACGAAGGCACGCUCCGGAAACUGCUGCGAGGAACCAGCGAAUACGAGGAACGGAAACUCAUCCGAGCUGCUAUCCGCCAACUGCGCGCUGAAGAGAUUGAAGCUGCAAAGUUGGCGGAGAAAGCUUUCAAUCACCGGAGGGUCACCGACACGGCUCGGGCGUCGAGUGAGCAAGAGGAAAACGCUGCAGGGGACAGAAACGCCCAGGUGCAGAACCGAGCAGGGGAGGAGUUGGUUCCAAGCCAGAUCCAGGAGCCGCUGGAUCCCAAGGCGGCUGAUGAUCCAGAGUCUUCCUCGGGGACCAUCCUGCUCCUGGAAGCCGUGUCCGGCCAGCGGCCUUCCGAGUCUGCUCCUUUCCCAGGCCAGGAGGCGAGCGGUGAAGACCUUGGGCCCCAUUCCCGCGACCACGAUUCAGGCCCCGAACCACAGCCGCCGCCUUCGGAGGAGGAGGAGGAAGCUGGAGGCCUGGCACCCCUCAAAGUCCAGGAGGGGCUGAACUCCUCCGGAGGAGAAGCCGCCUCUCCAACCAGGGAAGAGGAGCCGCUGGAGAUGGGCAGCGCUGGGAGGGACAUUCCCCCCAAAGAAGGGUCUCUCCUGAGCCAGAAGAAGGAGGUUGUGCCUCAGGCCCCAGAAGAGAGAGGAGCAGGUGCUGCAGGCCAGGAGGGAGACGGGGAAGCAACUGGAGCCUCCCAAACGGUAGAGACGGACAGCUAUGAAGCUCCUGCAAAGCCACCUAGUGCAGAGCCUUGCCGGGAGCAGCCCUUCCAAAGAGCCAGCUCCAUCCGGGAACGAGCUCGCCAGUUCAGCUCGGACCCCGCAAACCCUCCAGCUGCACCCCAGAAAGGAGAGAAGGCUGGCCGAGGGCUACCGCAGCACCUUCCGCCUUCCCGGCACGCGGCCAACUCACCCUUGAGGGACCGUGGCGGCACUGCCAUUCGGACGCUCCGGCCCAGCGGUGAAGCGCAGGACGCGGCCCGGACGGUCCCUUCUCACGCCAAGGCUGGGCCGGGCAGGCCCCCUUCUCAGGCUCCGUCCGUCCCUAAAGAGGCCGGCGGCCCCCAAGGGCGGUUCCAGGGCAGCCAAUGGCAGGAGAGGAAGCUGGCCCCCACCCGGUCCAGGGAUGAAAACUCCAAGGCCGCCCCCACAGGCUCAGAGGUGGUCCGUGGCCAGCAAAGCGGCUGUGCCCACGGCCCGGCAGGCUCCCUGGUCCGCCCUCCAGCUGCCCACCCUGACGACGAGAUGAAGACCCUGCUGACCAUUGAAAUCAAGGACAGCCGGCAUCAGCCUCUGCGGGGCCACCUGGCGGGACCCCCCGGGAACCAGCGAGCAGAGCUGACCUUGGGGCUGAGGAACUCCCCACUGCGAAUCACCCCCUCCAGCCAUGGCGGCUCCAGCGGCAGCUUUGAGAAGAUGGAUGCCGAGUUGCCCACGCAGCCCAAGGUGGCCCCGCUGACCAGGACGGAGAAGGUGCAGGAAGAGCGAAAACCGAAUCGUCUGAGCGCUGAGGAGCUGAGCAAAAUUGAAGAAGAAGACGUCUUGGAUAAGAUGCUGGACCAGACCAGAGACUUUGAGGAGCGACGGCUGAUCCGGGCAGCCAUGCGGGAUCUGCGCCAGCGGAAGCGAGACCAGCGAGAGAAGGAGCGGAACGAGCGGCUGCAAGAGGCCAAAGCGAAGGGGGGCUCCCACACCACCGAGACCACCUCCCAGCAUAGCAGAACCUCAGCAGAUGGCUCCGCCGUCAGCACGGUCACCAAAACCCAGCGCCUCGUGCAGUCCAAUGAUGGCAACAAAGCAUCCCGCACCAUCACAAUGGAGGCAAGCUACACAAAGAGAUCAGAAAAAGACGGCAACACCUUUGUCCAGACCAAGUCGUACAGCUCGUCGUCUUCCAAGAAAGUGGGCAGCAUCUUCGAAAGGGAGGAUCCAAGCCCCAGGUCUGGGAGCAGUCUAGCUGACUUGGAGCGGCGCCAAGCCGAGAGGAAGAAGGAGAUCAUGAAGGCCCAGACCAUGCCCAAGAUGUCCGCCUCGCAGGCGCGCAAGGCCAUGAUCGAGAAGCUGGAGAAGGAGGGCGGGAGCCCUGCCAGCCCCGCGAUGGCCCGGGUGGCCAUCCAGCGCUCCUCCAGCUUCGGGGUCCCCAACGCCAACACCAUCAAGCAGAUGCUCCUGGACUGGUGCCGUGCCAAGACACGGGGCUACGAGCACGUGGACAUCCAGAACUUCUCCUCCAGCUGGAGUGACGGCAUGGCCUUCUGCGCCCUCGUCCACAACUUCUUCCCCGAGGCCUUCGACUACACGCAACUCUCGCCCCAGGACCGGAGGCACAACUUUGAGAUGGCCUUCUCCGCAGCUGAGAUGCUGGUGGACUGCGUCCCGCUGGUGGAUGUGGAGGACAUGAUGGUGAUGGGGAAACGUCCGGAUGCAAAAUGCGUCUUCACUUACGUCCAGUCCCUCUACAAUCACCUGCGGCGUCACGAGCUUCAGCGGCGGCAGGCGCACCUGUAGCCGUUCUCCUCUUCUGAGAGACACCCUAUCCACCCCCCACUCCCAAAACACGGGGGGGGGGAAGCUUCCCACACUUUCCC